This is a messenger RNA of Erigeron canadensis, 1739 nucleotides long. RefSeq lists its product as uncharacterized. The transcript is spliced from 9 exons. Lineage: Eukaryota; Viridiplantae; Streptophyta; Magnoliopsida; Asterales; Asteraceae. Bases 140 to 1504 code for a protein of 454 amino acids. The record is from RefSeq and is a predicted model, not a curated record.
GUAUCUCUUCAAAUCCCACUGACUGAAUGAACAAAAUACUACUCGUAUAUCAUUAGGGAUCAAUCAAUAUCAAUAUCAAUAUAUCAAAUAUAUAUCUAUCAAUAAUAAGAUACUAAGAAAUAAAGAAAGGAAGAAAGAAAUGGGAAUAAGAAUGAUAGCAAUUGUAAUAUUAGCCGCGGUAGCAUUUAGUAGUAGUAACUGUUUCAGUGUCGAUGCACUGAAAGGUGAUGGUGAUGAUUCAAUCAUCAUAUCUCGAAUCGCAUUUGGGUCUUGCAAUAAUCAAUCCUCUCCAGCAACUCAGUCAAUUUGGGAUGCUAUAGUAGAUUUCGGACCACAUGUUUUCAUAUGGCUUGGGGAUAAUAUAUAUGGAGAUAUCAGACGCCCCUUUAAACUAUUUGGUAAUGAAAGAACCAUCGGCCCGUGGAAGAAUGUUCCUAGGUUUGUUCCUUCAUCAACUGAUGAAAUGCAAUCCAAGUACAACAUUGCAAAGACCAAUCCUAGUUAUUCUCGCCUCCGUCAAACUGCCAAGGUGGUUGGCACUUGGGAUGAUCAUGACUAUGGAUUGAAUGAUGCUGGCAAAGAACUUAAGUCCAAAGAUAUCAACCAAAAGCUUAUGUUGGAUUUCUUGGAUGAACCCCAUGAUAGUCCACGGCGAAAGCAGGCUGGUGUUUAUGCAUCUUAUACAUUUGGUCCUGAGGGUAAGCAGAUCAAGGUCAUUCUUUUGGAUACGAGAUACCAUAGAGACCCCCUCCGCAGUGAUGGAACCAUUUUGGGAAAUGAACAGUGGAGAUGGUUAAAAAAGGAGUUGAAUAGUCGACCAUCAGAAAUAACCGUAAUUGGUUCAUCUAUUCAGGUUCUAUCAAAUAUUUCUGCAUGUACGGGUCCCUUAUUCUAUAUGGAAAGUUGGGGACGUUUCCCAAGCGAAAGAAAACGUCUUUUUGACUUGAUAUCAAACAGCAAGAGAGAUGGGGUUUUCUUCAUAAGCGGGGAUGUACAUUUUGGAGAAAUAACACGAUUUGAUUGUGCCACCGGGUAUCCUCUGUAUGACAUCACCUCGAGUGGUCUUACCCAAGCUGUUGAGAAGGUAAUUCCUUCAUUUUUACAUUGUGUGCUGAGAUUUUUGGCAUGGCUGACACCUACCACUAUGAGAGUUAUGAACGGCAAGUGCAAGCAUAAAUCAUGCACAUAUGGGCAACCCAAUUUUGGAGUUAUAGAAGUAAAUUGGGAUGCAAAGCCAGUUAGCAUAAGGUUUGACGUGAGAGGUGUAAAUGGAGAGACAGUUAAUAGUGUCAAUACUUCAUUGGUGGAGCUUCAACACAAAAAAGGCGGUUUGGAUCCCCACGUCAGAGGCAAACACUGCUCUCUUGAAGCUGACUUACCAUGGCUUGUCAGACAUCGCUUAGCUAUCCUCCUGUUCUUCUUUGUAGCUGUUGUGCAGAUAGGAGUUCUGUAUAUGGGGAUAUUACUGCUGGUUAAAUGCUUUCGUAAAUGUAAGCUCGACUGACCUUUUAUAGAUGCUUCAAGAUUGACUAGAAGGGACUUGCUUGCUAACCCAUCAUUUGAUAACUGAAUCACCUAUUCGCCAAAAGCGACACAAAUUCUUUUGAAUUGUCUUUCAGAAUUACCGCUUAUUCGACAGAUUGAGAAAGUGUAUAUCGCUACGAGGGAAUACUGUGAUGGCUCUUUAUCAUUUUUUGGGUUUUGUUGAAUAAAGCCUUUAGGGCUGUAAUUAAGAUGCA